AUGGAGACCCCAAAACUUGACGAAGAUAGCGCAGCUGUUCCAGGUGAAGGUUAUAUUUUUGUCCUGGAAAAAGCUACGCUUGAGGCGGCGAAGAUUGGGAAGGCUUAUCAGAUCCUUAAUUGCGACGACCACGCCAACUUCCUUCGCCGGCAUGGAAAGGAUCCCGCCAAUUUUCGUCCGGACAUCGUGCACCAGGAGCUGCUCGCUAUUCUUGAUAGUCCUUUGAACAAGGCAGGUCGCGUGAAUGCCGUUUACGUACACACCCAGAAAAACGUUCUGAUCAAGAUAAGUUCACAAACCCGAAUACCACGCACAUUCAAGCGCUUCUGUGGCUUGAUGGUUCAGCUGCUUCAAAAACUUUCGAUCCGUGCAGCAAAUGGACCUGAGAAGCUCUUCAAGGUUGUGAAGGGGCCGGUGACGAAGUAUUUUCCUGCUGGUGCCCGUCGUGUCGGGUUUUCUUUCAGCGCAGCUGAUGUGAAGGAUUUCAAGUCAUAUAUAAACGAGCUUCCCAGUGACGCUUGCGUGAUCUUUACACUUGGUGCAAUGAGCCACGGGAUGAUCGACUCAACAUAUACAGAUGACCUGAUAUCCGUGAGCCAUUAUCCUCUGAGUGGUGCGUGUUGCAUCGCGCGUAUCACAAAUUGUCUGGAGAACAAGUUCGGCAUUUUGUGA
Micromonas commoda is the source of this 672-nucleotide messenger RNA. RefSeq lists its product with no specific name. Gene Ontology annotation, molecular function: rRNA binding; rRNA (pseudouridine) methyltransferase activity. The transcript has a single exon. The record is from RefSeq and is a predicted model, not a curated record. The coding region runs from base 1 to 672 and encodes 223 amino acids. Lineage: Eukaryota; Viridiplantae; Chlorophyta; Mamiellophyceae; Mamiellales; Mamiellaceae. Gene Ontology annotation, biological process: rRNA base methylation. Gene Ontology annotation, cellular component: nucleolus; small-subunit processome.